UACUCACUCAACGUCAAUUUUCAACAGGUAUUCAACGACGACGACAACAACAACAACAACAAAUUGUCUUUUUUCGUGUUCAAUAGAAAAAAGUGGCCAAGAAUUUGUUUAUAUGUAUUUGCUGUAUAGCUGCGCGUGUAUGUGUCUGUGAGUGUCUGUGACUGUGUUUGCGAAGUCAACUAGAAUAUUUGCGAAGCGAUUUGUGUGAAAAGUGAAAACAAGUGGGAAAAGCGCCGCAAAGUAUUCAACGCUUCCAGUGGAUUACCAACUGAAUAUCAAAGCAGAGCUUACUCCUCGCCAGGCAGCAACUGCGGUCAGCAGCAACUAGAACAAGGCACAGUUCACCUCCAAUUUUCUAAUCGAUUGCAUUCAGCAAACUGAGUGCGUAGCGAUGCCGGCGGAAACUAAAGCAUCCGCGCCAGCGGAACCGGAAACACCGACCAAGAGCAAAGGGAAGAGCAGCUCAUCGACCUUUUCAAAGGCCGCAUUGGCGCGCGUCACACUGCUCGAUGGCUCCAUACUGGACGUAACCAUUGACCGCAAAGCCAAAGGUCGCGACCUGGUCAACUCCAUUUGUGCCGGCCUAAACAUCAUUGAGAAGGACUACUUUGGCCUGACCUAUGAAACGCCCACCGAUCCGCGUGUGUGGCUGGACUUGGAGAAACCCGUUGCGAAGUUCUUUCGCACGGAUCCCUGGCCACUCGCAUUCGCCGUCAAGUUCUAUCCACCGGAGCCCUCGCAGCUCCAGGAGGACAUCACGCGCUACCAUCUGUGCCUGCAAGUGCGCAAUGACAUCCUGGAGGGUCGUCUGCCCUGCACCUUUGUCACGCACGCCCUGCUCGGCUCGUACCUAGUGCAGUCGGAGAUGGGCGACUACGAUCCCAAGGAAAUGCCAACUCGUGCCUAUCUGAAGGACUUUAAAAUCGCACCCAAUCAGACCUCAGAGCUCGAGGAGAAGGUCAUGGAUCUGCACAAGACUCACAAAGGUCAAUCGCCCGCAGAGGCCGAGCUCCACUAUCUGGAGAAUGCCAAGAAGCUGGCCAUGUAUGGCGUGGACCUGCAUCCCGCCAAGGACUCUGAGGGCGUGGACAUUAUGCUGGGUGUGUGUGCGUCCGGCUUGUUGGUUUAUCGCGAUAAAUUGCGCAUCAACCGUUUCGCUUGGCCAAAGAUCUUGAAGAUCUCGUAUAAGCGUCAUCAUUUCUACAUCAAGAUACGACCGGGCGAAUUCGAGCAAUACGAAUCCACCAUCGGUUUUAAGCUUGCUAACCAUCGUGCCGCCAAGAAGCUGUGGAAGUCCUGCGUGGAGCAUCACACCUUCUUCCGUCUAAUGACGCCAGAGCCCAACACCAGGUCCACUCUAUUUCCACGUUUCGGCUCCAAGUACCGCUUCUCGGGUCGCACCCACUACGAGAGCAAGGCCACACCCGUCGACCGUACGGCGCCCAAGUUCGAUCGGGCUCUGUCCGGGGCACGUCUCUCCUCUCGCAGCAUGGAUGCUCUGGCCAUGGCUGAAAAGGAGAAGGUGGCCCGCAAGAGCAACACCUUGGAUCACCGUGGAGAUCGCAGCUUGGACACGGAUCCGCUCAGCCGCAGCCCCAUCAAGAACAAGAAGGACAAGGAUGAGGAGAAGGAGGCCAAGUUGCGCGAGAAAAAGCAGCGAGAGAAAGAGGAAAAGGAGCGCAAAGAGAGGGAGAAGCGCGAACAAAAAGAACGCGAAAAGGCCGAGAAGGCGGCUAAGGCAGCAGCUGCCGCUGCCGCUGCCGCUGCCGCAGCUGGCAUCAAUGGCAAUGAGGAUCCCAAUGACUCUAAAAAGUCAGAUACAUCUGGCAGGCGUGGUGUUGGUAUAUUCUCGUCGGGUCGCAAGAGCAAGAGCGGUUCACCGUCCAAGGAUGGCAAGGAUAAGUCCGGCAAGGACAAGGAUAAGGAAAUGGGAACUCUCGGUUUGGUCGUUACCUCGGGUCUGGGCGAGCAGGAGCAAGACGAUGCCAAUCGAGGGGCGAACAAGAACCGUGGCUCCACCACACCCGGCGUUACCCGUCCCUACGAGUACGCCGUGGAUGCUGAGGGCAAUGCCAGUAGCCCAACGCGUAAAUCAUACACGCCUGGCGGCUUCCGCUACGACCAGGAUCCGAAUAGUGGCAAGCAACUAGGUCCCGAUGGUCAAGAGCAGCUGUCGCCGACGUCGCAGCAAAAGAAGAUCGGCCUGGCCUUCAACUAUGCGCCAGGCAAUGACAAUGCUCUCAAGGAGACGGCCGAGAAGAUCAAGUCCGGUCAACUGUCUCCUCGCACUCGGGAUAAGCUAAACCGUGGCCAACUCUCGCCCAAGUCCAGAGCGAAGCUGCUGCAGGAUGGCAGCCUCUCGCCCACCACUCGCGCCAAGCUGCAAGGCAGCGCUGUGGAUGCCGCUGCAGUGCCACUGAGCGAUGGCCAGAAACGCUCCUACUCCCCCACCAAGGGUCAGCAGGGCCAGCAAGGCUAUGCAUCGGGUGCGCCCGGCAGCUACAAGCCCAUCAUUGAUCCCACUGCCGAGUUCCUUGAAUCACAGCGCUAUAAUAAGGAGCCCGCAUAUGUGGGCGUUGCAGCUGGUGCUGCUGCAGCUGGUGCUAAGCCUGGUUCGCCCAAGAAAGCUGCAACGGGAGCUCGUGCUAGUGCAGGUCCUGGUGCAGCUGGUGCAGCGGCUGCAGCUGCUGCUGCCAAGCCCAAGAAGAAGCGCGUUAAGAUUAUGGUCAUUACCUCCAAGUUCGAUCCAACGACCAAGCGCAUUGAUGCCGAGAAUGGCACAAUUGAGCACUCGACGGGCAUCCUUGACCCUGCCACAGGUCGCAUUGAUACUAAGUACGGCGUAAUUGAUCCGCAGAACGGCACUUUGGAGGCUUUGAAUACACAGACAGGCAAAAAGGAGCUGUACCAGGGCGAUGUGGAUCCAAAGACGGGCAAUUUGCAUUUGAUAACCGGUGUCUCAGAUCCUAAGACCGGCCGCAUCGAUAGCUCGUUGGGUCAGAUUGUGUGCAUAACGCCACAGGAUAAUCCAGUCGUUGAGCUGACGGUCAUUACAAGCCGCAUUGAUCCUGCAACGGGCAAGAUCGAUACCGUUAAUGGUGAGGUCGAACGCUCGCUGGGCGUCUUGAACUUGAACACUGGCUUGCUGGAUACGAAAUACGGUGAGAUUGACACACGCAAGGGUGAGCUGAAGGCCUACGAUCCGAAGCAUGGCAAAAUUGUGGUCACCAAGAAUGUCAAGGUUGACCCUGGCACUGGUCAAAUCACCAUCUUGGGCGUAAUUGAUCCGAAAACCAAUAAGAUUGAUCCCAAUCAGGGUCGCAUCAUUGAGGUUGGCCAGCAAAUUGAUCCAAUCGUUGAGGUUACAUCUCUGGCUGGCAAAUUCGAUUCCAAGAAGAACAUUAUCGAUCCCAAGACAGCUCAAGUGGAGACAUCUGGCGGCCAGUUCGAUCCAAAGGCGGGCAAGAUUGACACCAAGUACGGUCAAAUCGAUUUGGUUAAGCACACAAUCACCUUCACCGAUCCCAAGUCCGGCAAGUCGGUGACGCGAGACAUUAAAAUCGAGCCGACCACCGGACAAAUCGUGCUUAAGAACCAAGUCAACCCCAAGAACAACAAGCCAGACAAGGAUUAUGCACGCAUCAUUUCGCUGCGCAUUGUCCAGCAACGCGUGGACCCGGUGACAAAGGCACCCAUCACAGAGGUCAGCGCCGCCAAGGACAAGGACAUUGUCGUUGAUCCCAAAUCGAACCAGAUCUGGGUGCCGACCGGGGCCAAUGAUCCCAGCACUAAGGAACUGCAAUAUAUUUCCAGCAGCGUGGAUCCCAAGACGGGCUAUGUCAUCACCAUCUAUGGCUAUCUCGAUCCCAAGACCCACGAGGUCAAGAAACAGACCAAACUCGAUCCCAACACCAUCAAAAUCGAGCCGACGUCCGGCAAGAUCUACACGGCUACAGGUGAAACGGACACGGCAACCGGUGAACCGCUUUACGCUGCCACUCAAGUGGAUCCGGAGUCCGGCGAGGUUUACACCAAGCUGGCUCGCGUCGAUCCCAAGACUGGCAAAAUUGUUAUUGUACGCAUUUUGCUGAUGACCAAGACAGACGAACGCGGUCGCCCCGAGGAAGUUGAUCCAGAGAAUUGCGAAAUCGAUCCGGUUUCGGGUCGUGUUCUUAAGUUCUUCAACAAAACCGUUUAUGUUUAUAAUAUGAUUGAUCCGAUAACUGGUGAAACUGUGCAGGUUGAUCCCAAUGAUCCACGCUUCGCGGGCGCCCGGACCACAGUGACCCACACGAUGACGCUGACUGGAGAGAUUGAUCCGGUGACGGGACGCAUCAAGAGCGAGUACGGCGACAUAGAUCCCAACACGGGCGACAUAGAUCCCGCCACAGCUGUCACCGAUCCGGUCACCGGCAAGCUGAUACUCAACUACUCACAGAUCAAUCCCGCACACUUUGGCAAACAGGCCCAGGUGCAGACAACCACAGAGACGGUGCCGAUCACACGCCAGCAGUUCUUCGAUGGGGUCAAGCACAUUGGCAAGAGUGCACUGCGUCGCGACUCCGAGGGCAGCUCCGACGACGACAUGACCCAGCAGUAUGGCACUGAUAAUGUCAACGACAUCGUGCUGAGCUCACCGAACCAAGCUGGCGCCACCGGCGGCAAGCUGGGCAAGCAAGUGAGCACACCCACGGUGGUGAAGACGACAACGAAGCAGGUGCUGACCAAGAACGACGGCGGCGUCACACACAACGUAGAGGAGGAGGUGCGCAAUCUGGGCACCGGCGAGGUGACCUACUCGACGCAGGAACACAAGGCUGAUGCAACACCUACCGAUCUGAGUGGCGCCUAUGUCACGGCCACUGCAGUCACCACCCGCACAGCAACCACGCACGAGGAUCUGGGCAAGAACGCGAAGACGGAGCAGCUGGAAGAGAAGACCGUAGCUACCACCCGCACCCUAGAUCCCAACAACCAGCAGCAGCGCGUCGUCACCCAGGAGGUGAAGACGACGGCAACGGUAACCAGCGGCGAUCAGUAUCAGAGGCGCGACAGUGUGUCAUCGACCAGCUCCGGCGACUCCGGCACACCCAUCGAUGGGCCAUACGAUGGUUCCAGCGUGGUGCGCACUGACACUCAGAAAUCUCCGCUAUAUGCAAGCUCGGCAACCGCCUCCACUGGCCCGCACGUUGAAAGCACCCGAGUGGUGCUCGGCGAGGAUUCGCCCGGCUACUCAGGACAUGGCGAGAUCAUCUCUACGCAAACCGUGAGCAGUAAAACCCGCACCGUCGAAACGAUUACCUACAAAACCGAACGCGAUGGCAUUGUUGAAACCCGUGUGGAGCAGAAGAUAACCAUUCAAUCCGAUGGCGACCCAAUCGAUCAUGACAAAGCCCUGGCUGAGGCAAUACAAGAAGCGACGGCCAUGAAUCCAGACAUGACAGUCGAGAAGAUUGAAAUUCAACAGCAAACGCAGUAGAUUUUAUAAUUACUUUUAAACAAUUACGAUGUAAAACCCGCACAGCUUCAAUUCACACACCCACACACACGCACACCACCACCACCACCAACAACAACAACACAACAUAAACAAUCAACAAAUCAAAAUACACGCAGCACAUCCAGUACACCUUUUAUACAACCUACCUAUACAUAUACAAAUAGGAUUAUAGAAACUGAAUUCAAUAUUUUCUAUAUAUACAUAGAGAGACAGAGGGAGCUAUCCAUAACAAUUCAAGCCCAUAUAUUGUAUGUUUAUAAUUUUUUUAAUUACAAAAAACUGUUGUUUAUAACUACCUUUUAUUAUUAUGUAUGUCUAACAGAGUGUAAUGCUUCGAAGCAUCAUUAAAGUAUAUUGAAUGUGCAAACGCGAAAAACGUUAAAAGAGAAAA
This is a messenger RNA of Drosophila hydei, 5891 nucleotides long. RefSeq names its product protein 4.1 homolog (gene cora). Bases 392 to 5479 code for a protein of 1695 amino acids. Gene Ontology annotation, molecular function: actin binding; structural molecule activity. The record is from RefSeq and is a predicted model, not a curated record. Gene Ontology annotation, cellular component: cytoskeleton; plasma membrane. Lineage: Eukaryota; Metazoa; Arthropoda; Insecta; Diptera; Drosophilidae. The transcript is spliced from 15 exons.